Messenger RNA from Sciurus carolinensis (gray squirrel), 975 nucleotides. RefSeq names its product olfactory receptor 5D13-like. Gene Ontology annotation, cellular component: membrane. Gene Ontology annotation, molecular function: G protein-coupled receptor activity; olfactory receptor activity; odorant binding. The transcript has a single exon. Gene Ontology annotation, biological process: G protein-coupled receptor signaling pathway; sensory perception of smell. The coding region runs from base 1 to 975 and encodes 324 amino acids. NCBI's taxonomy places the organism in Eukaryota, Metazoa, Chordata, Mammalia, Rodentia, Sciuridae. The record is from RefSeq and is a predicted model, not a curated record.
AUGAACUCUCAAAUUUCCUCCAACAAGAGUCAGAUGCAGGAGGGGAACCAGAGUGCAGUCUUCACCUUCGUCUUCUUGGGCUUCUCAGAAUAUCCAAAGCUCCAGGUGCCCCUGUUCCUGGUGUUCUUGACCAUCUACACAAUUUCUGUGCUGGAAAACCUCGACAUGAUAUUGAUUAUCAGGAUCAACCCCAAACUCCACACUCCCAUGUACGUUUUCCUCAGCCAUUUAUCCUUUGUCGAUUUUUGCUAUACCACCACAAUUGCACCCAAACUUUUAGACCUUUUGAUUGUGGAGGACAGAAGCAUGUCCUUCAAAGGAUGCAUAGCACAGUUUUUCUUUGGUUGCACAUGUGUCAUUACCCAAACAUUUAUUUUGGCAGCGAUGGCCUAUGACCGGUUUGUGGCUGUUUGUAACCCCCUGCUCUACAAGAUUGCUAUGUCGCGAAAGCUGUGCGCUCUCCUGGUGGCUGGAAGUUACAUAUGGGGCGGAAUCUGUUCCUCCACACUCACGUAUUUUCUCCUGGCACUAUCUUACUGUGGCUCUGGAAUCAUCAAUCACUUUUGCUGUGAGUACUCUGCCAUCAUCUCUGCAUCCUGCUCGGAUUCCUCCAUCAGCCAGCUGGCCUGUUUAGUCAUCUGUAUGUUCAACGAGGUUUGCAGCCUGCUGAUCAUCCUUACCUCCUAUGUCAUCAUAGUCAUUACAGUCAUCAAGAUCCCUUCUAAGGGUGGCCUCAGAAAAGCCUUCUCCACCUGUGGCUUCCACCUGACUGCCAUCUGCUUCUGCCAUGGGGUCAUCCUCCUUCUCUACUGUGUGCUCAAAUCUAAAAGUUCCUUGCUCCUCGUCAAAUUUGCCACGGUGUUUUACAGCAUGGUCAUCCCCAUGCUAAACCCCCUUAUCUACAGUCUAAGAAAUAAAGAUGUCAAGGAGACCUUGAGAAAGUUAGUGCACUUAAAAGUGCUUUCUCACUCAUGA